AGACACACUUAGCAUGCAUGUAGGCCAGUGUGGCUCGCAGGCCAAACCAAUCAUGUCAGUUGUAUGUCCAUCAUAAAACAUAUGUGUCUAACGUUUUUGACCGGCGUUUCUGUCCAAAAAUAUGCCCAUCGCCAAUCCACGCCAGUGGGAUUCUACUUAAAAUAGAAAUAGAAAGAAGGGCUGUCAGAAAUCCAUCAUGGACCGUAUCAGAGUGGGGAAAGCGACUGUGUUUAUGUGUAGCUGUGGGCUAUAUCUUGUCGAUCUCGCACCGACUGAGAACCAUUCCCACAACACUCACCGUUCUACUUGUUACCGCACUGCACCCUCUACACUGAGAGCGGGACGUGUCAGCUGCAAGGACCGACUGGAUCAGCGGAAACGGAACUUAAGAUUGGAAUGAGUUGAUCUUGGAUUGCAGGGAAUUAUGAAUACGUCGACAUACUUUGAAUCAGAACCAAUACGUAUGGAUCCAGGACAUACACCACAUCGACAUACUCCAGAUGUUCACGGAAUGUCUUCUUCAACAGCAAUACAUCUGAAUACAACCAUUGGUAUACUUUACAACAGCACAGGCAACCUGGGGUUGAAUACAGUUGCAAUGAAUGCUACUGUUGACAUGACACUUGAUAUGGGAUCUCGAGUGACGCUGAUCAUGCUAUAUACCAUCACAAGUGUUGCUGCUGUAAUUGGCAAUACGCUUGCCAUCGUUAUCUUCGUGAAGGGACAUCGAUCUCGAACAGAACUUAGACCUUUCUUGAUAAACCUUGCUGUCGCUGAUCUCAUCAUGGCCAUAAUAUGUAUUCCAUUCACCUUUACGUAUCAAAUUUUGGAGAAAUGGAUAUUUUCUGCUCCCAUGUGUCCAAUUGUGUCCUUCCUUCAACAGAUGGCAGUAACUGCUAGUGUGUCUACGAACAUGGCGGUUGGAGUAGAUCGCUUCUUCGCGAUAACAUACCCUCUGAAGAAGCGAUUGACAACAUCAAGAUCCAAAUUUGUGAUAAUUUUAAUAUGGUUCAUAGCCAUUGCCUUAAACAUUGUUCAGAUUAUUGUUGGGCGGACAUAUGAAGAUACGGACGGUUCUACGCACUGUAAGGAAGAGUGGCCAGAGCCAAGAGAAGCAUGGAUGAAAUCCUACACCUUGUUUAUAAUGUUUCUAACGUAUUUCCUUCCGUUGACAAUAUUGACAGUGACAUAUUCUAUGGUUGGGAGAAUUUUGUGGAGACGCCAUUUGCCAGGUCACACUGACGAAAUGAGGGAUGCCCAGCAACUGAAGUCUAAACGAAAGAUCGUAAAGAUGUUGGUGAUCAUCGUCCUGCUGUUUGGUCUGUGCUGGUUGCCUCUGCACACGUUCUUCCUGUUGGAAUCCUUCAUACCGGAACUGAUGCGGGAGGCGGACAAAAACGCCCUGUACUACGCCUGCCACUGGCUGGCUAUGGCCAACAGUUUUGUUAACCCAGUCAUCUACGGCUUCAUGAACGACAGUUUUAAGGCCGAUCUGAGGACUCUUGUGCAUUCUUGUCCAUGCUGGAAGCAUAAAAUUACGUACCGUCCCGGUGCACGACGCUGGAAACUUGGUAACAACGUCGGUGACAUCGCGUACACUACGGGUGACGUCACAGCUGCCCGAGGCCUACUUACACUCAAGGAUGGUAGAGAUUGUUGGCACAACGGAAAUCUCUAUGAUCAUACAAGUGUCUUGUACCUUACAAAGAGUUGUUAAUGACAUUGACGUUGUGAGCUUCAAACUGGACCUUCCUUAUACGUCGUUGUGUCGUUUCAUCUAUGUGAACAUCCAGUGUUAUAUUUACUUAGAAAGGGGGGUCAUAAGGGUACUGUUAAUGAAAUUACACAAAAUACAGAACCCGUUAAUCAAAUAAUUUUAUUUCAUGCAACAAUGAAUUGAAAAUUACUCAGUUACACACAAUUAAAUUUUCCAACAAGUAUCCCUCAUCUUGAAAUCGAUGUACUGCAGGAUUGGCCGUACUGUAUCAGUUACUUCUAUGUCCCAGACUCACAGCAAAACUAAUCAGAACGCUCACUCUUCAUUCGUGUUAUGAAUCCUACGGGAGUUACAUGGCAUUCACAGCUGAUCACGUCACGAACUAUGAUCGCUUUGUCUCGAGAGCCAGGACCACUUUGAUGUCAGUGAAAGACAGGACCAGACAGAAGACCCGCAAAGUGACUGCUUCCCAACAGACUAAGAGCCAUGAUCUAUAUCACUGAUCAUGUUAUAUUCGCUGUGAUGAAAGACGGAUGGAAGCCUGGUUUGCCAUAGACAUAACGUCAGACAUUUUGUAAACCUUAUAUUAUAUGACGCCUUCAUGUUUUGUAUAGUUUGUGAAUAUUUGUUGUUAUCCCUUCUGGUACGUGGAGGAACCAGUAUUGUGAAGGGAAAAUGUUUUGGCUGAACUCUGUUGGUUCCCUUUGCUCAGUUGUCUGACCAUUUUGAACGGCUUUAGUGACAUUAAAUAUUAUCAAAGAGCCGAGGAGUGUCAAUAUAUGCGAACAGCAACAGUAGUUUUGAAACACUGUUUGUUUGUAGAUACGCAACCUGACUGCUACAUCGAAAAACUAAUCCAGACUACACUUUCGUGUGUUUAGAUUGAUAUAUCACAUAACUGUUUUAGAUUAUUUGAGAGACCGGAAAUGGACGGUGUUUUACAUGUAGUCACUUGGAAGAAUGGAAACAUGUCUAGUGCAAUGUAUAAUAACUGCACUACUGUUGACAAAAGACCUGUGGUGGACAAGCCUGUUCAUUUAUUUUAUAUCGAUAACAAAUUAAGUGAUAUGAAUUCGAGAUAUGUAGAUUAGACAUGAUAAGGAUGAACACCUGACCCUUCUAUGAAUUAGCGGCUUGACAGGUUUGAUUUGUAGUAGAAGUAAUCGCAUUCCUGCUUCUCGAUAUAAUUCAGUUUGGUAGAUGUUAGUUAUGCCAAAGUAGCCGAAAGUGGAGUGUAAAUAACAUGAACGUGGUAUGUUCAAUAUUUGAUGUAUUAUUGUAUUAUUACGUGGCGUCUCAGGAAAAUAAAGCAUGCCACUGUA
This is a messenger RNA of Haliotis rubra (blacklip abalone), 3039 nucleotides long. RefSeq names its product substance-K receptor-like. Gene Ontology annotation, molecular function: neuropeptide Y receptor activity. NCBI's taxonomy places the organism in Eukaryota, Metazoa, Mollusca, Gastropoda, Lepetellida, Haliotidae. Bases 425 to 1717 code for a protein of 430 amino acids. The record is from RefSeq and is a predicted model, not a curated record. Gene Ontology annotation, biological process: neuropeptide signaling pathway. Gene Ontology annotation, cellular component: membrane. The transcript has 4 exons.